UUCAAUGCAGAACACAAACUCUAUAAAACCUUAUUUGAAAGCUACAAUCCAUACAUCCGACCAGUGGAGAAUGUGUCUGAUCCUGUAACUGUACAGUUUGAAGUGUCGUUGUCACAGCUUGUUAAAGUGGAUGAAGUUAAUCAGAUUAUGGAAACCAACCUUUGGCUGAAACAUAUAUGGAACGAUUACAAGCUGAAAUGGGAUCCAAAACAGUACGGAGAAAUUGAAUUUAUUCGAGUUCCUUCUGCACGGCUCUGGAAACCAGACAUAGCUCUCUAUAACAAUGCAGAUGGAAUCUUUCAGGUGGAUGAUAAAACAAAGGCAAUAUUAAAACACACAGGAGAAAUAAUGUGGAUCCCACCAGCUAUAUUCAAGAGCUCCUGCUGGAUAGAUGUAACAUUCUUUCCAUUUGACUAUCAGAACUGUACCAUGAAGUUUGGCACCUGGACAUAUGAUAAAGCAAAUAUUGAUCUGGUUAUGAUUGGCACGGAGAUGAACCUGAAAGAAUUCUGGGAGAGCGGUGAGUGGGUGAUUAUCAGUGCCUCUGGAUACAAGCAUGAGAUAAAAUACAACUGCUGUACAGAAAUCUACCAGGAUAUUACCUAUUCUUUAUACAUCAGGCGUCUACCAUUGUUCUACACCAUUUACAUCAUCACCCCUUGUCUCCUCAUUUCCUGCUUAACGAUCUUGGUUUUCUACUUACCUUCAGAUUGUGGGGAAAAGGUCCAGUUGUGCAUGUCUGUCCUUUUAUCACUAACUGUAUUUCUUUUGGUUAUUACUGAAAUUAUUCCUUCAACCUCCUUGGUGAUUCCCCUGAUCGGUGAAUAUUUACUUUUUACAAUGAUAUUUGUAACGCUUUCUAUUGUUAUAACUGUAUUUGUGCUGAAUGUGCACUACAGAACUCCUAAAACGCACACAAUGCCCCAAUGGGUAAAGAAAAUCUUUCUGGAGAAACUGCCAAAAAUAAUGUUCAUGACCAGACCAUCGAAAGAAGAUGUAACUGCAGUAAAAUCUAAUUUCAUUGGUGAUAGCUUCAACAUAAGUAGCAUCAGCAGUUCUGAGAUUAGAAGCUGUCAUGACCAGUUCUUCUGCCAGGACAACUCUUGUCCUUGUGGACAAAUGAAAAGAUUAUAUACAUCCGAAAUUGCAUGCAACCUUACCCGUGGCUCCAGCCUGGAAUCAGUCGACAAUCCUCUUUCAAAUUCAAUAUUAUCAUCAGAGAUAAAAGAUGCCAUUGAAAAUGUACAUUUUAUUGCAGAGAACAUGAGGAUACAAAAUGAAGCCAAAGAGAUCCAAAAUGACUGGAAAUAUGUUGCCAUGGUAAUUGAUCGCUUCUUCCUCUGGGUAUUUGUAAUGGUUUGCAUCCUGGGCACUGUUGGACUGUUUUUGCCACCAUUGGUGUUACGUGACUAA
Molecule: messenger RNA, 1413 nt
Organism: Bufo bufo (common toad)
Lineage: Eukaryota; Metazoa; Chordata; Amphibia; Anura; Bufonidae
Product: neuronal acetylcholine receptor subunit alpha-3-like
Exons: 5
Coding region: 148-1413 (421 amino acids)
Biological process (GO): chemical synaptic transmission; signal transduction; regulation of membrane potential
Cellular component (GO): postsynaptic membrane; neuron projection; synapse
Molecular function (GO): acetylcholine-gated monoatomic cation-selective channel activity; transmembrane signaling receptor activity
Source: RefSeq, a predicted model, not a curated record